AGAUAUAAUCCUCCCAGGGAGCCCGUCCUCCACCGGGAGCCGGACGGCGUCUUCCGGAAGCGCGGGACGCUCGGUUUGUGGUGUCUUCGCUCUGGCCGCUGUGCGGUGCUACAGUUAGAGGUUCUAUUUUCCUGAGACUUUAGAAUUUCAGGCUACUUGAGGCCAUUUGAGGCGAAAUGGCUCCGAACGAGAGAGGUUCAAGUGUUGGCAGUGGAGGGGCCGCCGCCACCUUAGGCUGCCCUUAGGGAAGAAGCCUGAGGGGCCCUCUCAGUCCUUGGAGCCUGUGCUUUCUUCCUUUGCCGGGCCCUGCCUACCGCGAAGAUGAGAUCGGCCUGGGUCACUUCUUUCGAAAAGGAGCGUCUGUGGAUGUACCUGCAAGCGCUCGGCUUCGAGCCUUGUCUGGCGACUAUAGCCUGCGGAAAUACCGUGUCACACACGCACUUCGGAGUGAACAUGUUUGACAAGCUGAACCGUGAUGCCUUUCACAUAGUUUCUUAUUUUUUGUUUCAAACACUGGACAAGUCUCUCACCAAAGAAGUUUUCAAACAUUGUUGGCCUCCAUUUGAUCAAAAACGUGAUGUUGAAUUCCGAAAACUUUUCUGUGAAUGGUUGAAAAAGAUUUCUGUCGAAUGUGGAAGUAGCUUUCCUCAAGUUGUUGGUUCACUAUUUCUAUUUCCAGUUGGUCCUAAGUUUAUUCAUGUAAUGUAUCACUUUGCAAGAUUUGUUGCAGUAAAAUAUAUAAAAACCCAUUCUAAAAAUUCUUCUAUACGUUUUACAGAGACAUUUAAUGUAAAACCACAAGAUUUGCACAUAUGCCUUGCCAGAUGCCUUGUAGCACGUAAUAGAUUUUUACAAGUUUUGCAAAGAGAAGAUUGUGUUACCCAAAAAUAUCAAGAAAAUGCACAAUUAUCAGUUAAACAGGUACGAAAUUUGAGAUCAGAAUAUAUGGGACUGCAAAACCAAAUAAAAAAAAUGGAACCCUGUGAUGACCAAAGUAAUAUACAAGAGAAAAUUCAAAAGGUUCGGUCUUUGUGGACUUCAGUGAAUGAAACACUUAUAUUUUUGGAAAAAGAGAGAGAAGUUGUUAGUUCAGUCCUUAGUCUUGAUAACAAUUAUACUUUAGAUGGAACUAACAUUGCUAUCAAUAUUCCGAGCCUCUUACUUGAUAAAAUUGAAAAACAAAUGUGUCAGUUGCACAUAGGAAAUAUUUAUGAGGCUGGAAAAUUGAACAUCUUAACAGUUUUUUGGUUAUUAAAUGAAGUCUUGAAAGUAAUGAAAUAUGAAUGUUGUCAGACUGACCAAGCAAGACUGACAAUAGACCUUCACUUCCUUGAAAAAGAGACCAGAUUUCAGAGAGAAAGACUGUCAGAUCUGAAGCAUAUGAGGUAUAAAAUAACAGAAGCUCUCAAAACUAUAAGACAUUCUAUUGUUGAAAAACAAGAAGAAUGGCAUAAAAAGUGGAAAGAGUUUCUUGGCUUAUCUCCUUUCAGUAUAGUUAAGAGUUCUACUCCAGCUGUGGAUCUUUUACCGCCUAUGUCUCCACUUUCGUUUGAUCCUGCCUCAGAGGAAGCAUAUGCGAGGAGCAUUCUUUUACAGUAUCCUGCUUCACUUCCAGUUACACCUAAGCAACUUAUCCAGGAAAAUAAUUGCAGAAGAGCAAGUGAUAUACUGGAAACUAAAUCUGAUCCAGCCAACAGCCCUGCUUCUUUCCUGUUACAGCCGGUUCCACCAUUAGGUGGAGACAUUGUUACAUUACUUGAAAAGGACACGAAGUUGAUAACUCUUAGAGAGAAAAAUGAAACAGUUCCUAAGAAAACACCAGAAUUUAAAGUGGAAGACUCUUCAUCAUCAAAUAUUGCAAAGAAUACAGAUAGUAGUGCAUGUGGAGGGUCUCUGCCAGCUAAAAAAAGCAAUCCAUUCCAGAAAGAGCAAGAUCAUCUGGUAGAAGAGGUUGCAGGGGCAGUUUUAUCUAAUUCACCACAGCUCUCUGAAGGAAAAGAAGUAAAAUUGGAAGAACUAAUUGACUCUCUAAUUUCUAACCCGUUCUUAACAAGGAGUCAAAUUCCCCGAACUCCAGAAAACUUGAUAAGUGAAAUUCGGAGCUCAUGGAGAAAAGCUGUUGAUAUAGAAGAUAACGGAAGUACAGAAACAAUUCAAGUGGAUACUGAACAUAGAGAAGAAUUGCCAGAAUCCUUACCUGUGGUGCAUAAUCAAAAAGAGUUUAGCAUGGCCAGUUUCUUGUCAGCAGCCACUGUGUCUGAUUCUAGUCAUUCUCAUCUGCCUGAAGAGAAAGUUGUUUCAGAUUGCCUCAAGUGUGUGCCUCAGAAACCUGUGGUGACCACUUGCAUAGGUGAACCAGCAACACAAAAUCCAUCAGAUUUGUUAAAUAAGGACAUAAUUUGUAUGCAAGAUUUGGACUGUACAACUUUACAGAACAAACUUUUAGAAACUAGCCAAAUAGAGACAUUUUCCCCUGCUGUAGGCAACAGAAGAAAUGUGUUAGGUAGCAGUGAAGAAGAUAAUAUUAAAAUAUCAGACCAGUCAAAAGCUUCUUACGAAGACUUUUCCAUGUAUAACAGUACGUUAUGGAACUGUUUUCAGGUAUCAAGUGGAAUUAGUUCCAGUUUUAAAGAUGGUGAUUUUGGCAUAUUACAUGAAACUCUUCCAGAAGUUGGUCACAUAAGUCUUAUUAGCCCCAGUAGUACAGAGGCCACUUUUAAACUGGAACCAAAUAGUCCUAUGCACAGUGGCGUUUUCACAGAUGUUGUGGGAGAAAAACAGACUGCUCCAGAAUCAGACUUCAAUUUACAGGCUACUUGCAGUGGAUAUGAGGCUCUGAAGAAAUCUCCAUCCGAGCGAAGGGAAGAAAUUUACCUCUCUAAUCCUGAAAUACUUGAAAGACACAAACCAGAAUUGAGCCUUACUCCCCAAAAGAUGCAGACUGAUGAUAUGCUUAAUUUUUUUGGCAUUCAUGAUUUGCACAUUGACUAUACAAAAUCAUCUUCACGCAUGUCCCUUGGUGAAAGAAAACGGUCUCUUUCACCACUAAUUAAGUUUUCUCCAGUGGAAGAAAGAUUGAAGACCACAAUACCAUGUAACCUUGGAGAACUUCUACCUGAUUUAACAGAAGAAGAAGUCUUGAAUAAGAGCCUUGAUGCAAAAGUAUCUCCUUCUGACUCGACAAGAUGAAGCAGUAGCCCAGUCAGUUUAACUAUGAUGCACUUAAGUUGAAGCAAUGUCACAAAAUAAAAACUAAUUUGCAGUUUAAAUACACAUGGGAAGUGUAACUGUUUUUCAAGGUCUAAAAAAGUCUUAAAUAAUGCCUGUUAGCCUUUUCUACUGUUUUUAGGUAAGGAGAGUAUGUUUGGAUUUUCUUGCUUUGUAUGGAUAGGGGGUUGAACUGUGAAGUAUUGGAAAGCAAAUAUCAAAUUAUGUGAAGCCAUUUUGGUUUCUUGACUAAUCUUGAGAUUUUUUUAUCAUUUGAGCUACCCAGGAAGCCAGAGUAAUACUGUAAGCAUGAAGUAAAUGACAAACUAGUAGGCUAAUUUAUUAUGUCCUAAUUCAGUUAAUUAACAUAAAAAUGAGUAGUUUUUGAUGUAAUUUUAUCAAGUGGUUUACUUAAUAGCUAUUAGAUAUACUGAUUUUUCUUUUUAGGGAAAUAACUUCUAUUAAGUGAGGAGAGUAAAUGUAUAGUCCAAAUGACAAAGUUUAAGUUGGGAAAGCUCUAAAGAGGCUUAAUGAUUAUUCAAGUAGGUUGAUCCUGAAAAAUGAUGUUUGAUAGAAUAAAGUGCCUGUGAUGAUAGUGAAGACUGGGGUAGAAUGAAUUUAGAAAAAAGAAAAAAGUGGAAGAUGACUAGAUAUUUUUGAGGGACAAUAACUAUAAAUCCAUUCAGUGGGUUGUAUAGCAGUUUUAUGUUUAGUCUAAUUUAGACUUUGAGAAUUUAACUCUAGUUUUUUAUUUUAACAGAAAAAAAUAAAAAAUUAGUCUGUUUUUUGGAGGGGCACUAUUUUUUGUGGAGCUAUUUUGUAUCGUUACUUUCCUCCUCAAAAACCAUUAGUUCCCCAACUGCCUAUAGAAUAGCUUCAAAUUAACUUGAAAAUACUGAAUUUGGGGUUAAAUAACUUGUUUGUUGUUACACAGCUAAGUCAGUGAUGAAGCUAGGGUUUGACCCUAUUUUCCUUCCGUAAUAAACCAACAAGACCUCUCAGAACUAAAAGGCCAAAGGUGUAGGAUAUAUGGCUGCAGGAGUGGGCUUUCUGGACUCUAAAUGGGAGUCAGAGGUGAGGUCUCUUGUACAGUUUCCUGCCUGAUUUAGUCAGGCCUCGCAGCCAAGAGAAAGGCUUGUCUUUAGCAUUCAGGUGAAUACAUGCCAUUCAGUUCAGUUCAGUUGCCCAGUCGUGUCCGACUCUUUGCGACCCCAUGAAUCGCAGCACACCAGGCCUCUCUGUCCAUCACCAACUCCUGGAGUUCACUCAGACUCACGUCCAUCGAGUCAGUGAUGCCAUCCAGCCAUCUCCAUUACCCUCUGUGAACCAGGAGGUUAAGUACCUGCUGGGAGGAUUAUAGCACCUACAGCACCCCUGUGUUUAAUGCCAGCUCUUAACCAUCAUAGCUUUGUCCAUUUGCCAAGAAACUGG
Capra hircus (goat) is the source of this 4638-nucleotide messenger RNA. It is a transcript of the gene HAUS6, whose product is annotated as HAUS augmin like complex subunit 6. The transcript is spliced from 17 exons. Gene Ontology annotation, molecular function: microtubule binding. Lineage: Eukaryota; Metazoa; Chordata; Mammalia; Artiodactyla; Bovidae. The record is from RefSeq and is a predicted model, not a curated record. The coding region runs from base 322 to 3189 and encodes 955 amino acids. Gene Ontology annotation, biological process: spindle assembly. Gene Ontology annotation, cellular component: HAUS complex; mitotic spindle microtubule.